Molecule: messenger RNA, 1809 nt
Organism: Papilio machaon (common yellow swallowtail)
Lineage: Eukaryota; Metazoa; Arthropoda; Insecta; Lepidoptera; Papilionidae
Product: proton-coupled amino acid transporter-like protein pathetic
Exons: 9
Coding region: 236-1636 (466 amino acids)
Biological process (GO): amino acid transmembrane transport
Cellular component (GO): vacuolar membrane
Molecular function (GO): amino acid transmembrane transporter activity
Source: RefSeq, a predicted model, not a curated record
UUUAAACUGGGGAUACUUGCCAAAACGCCGUCUGAGACGCCACUCGUGUUAAACGAUACGAAUUAUAUUUAUAUUCAUUGCGACCGGUCUGAGCACAUCGUCAGAUUCACACACCUCGAAAGAUGUCGUGCGCGCGCGCACCACUUGUAAAUAAAGCAUAAAUAAACAUAAACAAAUGAGAAAGUAGCGCAAAGUAGUAAAUCAGUGAUAAAGUAAGAAAAAAAUAUAUGUGAAAAUGGCCAAUAGCUACAAUAUGAAGGAAUUCAGUUCUACAGCAGUCAUCACCGAACAUGGCGUCUACCCGUCGAACUACUCUAUAAACACAAUGACCACAAAAUGCAAAGAAAAAGAUGUCGAAGUAAGCGCUUACGAUCCUUUCCAGAAUAGAAAAUUAGAGCAUCCUAACUCAGACGUCAGAUCAUUCGCCAAUCUUCUGAAGUCGUCUUUAGGCUCCGGUAUCUUAGCAAUGCCGGCUGCCUUCAAAAACGCCGGUACUGUGGUGGGCGUUUUUGGUACUAUCAUACUGGGAUAUAUUUGUACACACUGCGUCUAUUUGUUGGUAAAGACUUCACAGGAUGUUGCGAGAGUCUCAAAAGUUCCAUCUCUGGGCUACGCAGAAACGGUUGAGGCUGUAUUUGCAACAGGUCCUCGAUCUCUAAGAAAAUUAUCUAAAACAGCAAGGAUAUUUAUAGAUUGGGCAAUGGCGUUCACCAUUCUUGGCGCCUGUGCUGUCUAUGUCAUAUUGCUGGUGGAAUCUGUGAAACAGAUUGUCACAUAUUAUUACGAAGACAAUGGCUAUACAGAUACAAUAUACUGCCUGAUGUUUCUGGUUCCGAUACUAAUUUUCACACAGAUCAAAAAUUUAAAGUAUCUAGCACCAUUUUCUGGAUUCGCCAAUAUUUUGCUAGUCGCCACUUUCCUUAUUUGCUUGUACUACAUAUGUGCAGACUUUCCGAGUAUUGAUUCAAGACCUAUGUCAGUGGACGUCGGGAGGUUGCCAUUAUUUAUAGGUACAGUUAUAUUUGCUAUGGAAGGCAUCGGAGUGGUUCUGCCUGUUGAGAACACAAUGGCAAAGCCCCAACACUUCCUCGGCUGUCCGGGUGUGCUCAACAUAACCAUGUCUAUCGUCAUCCUGCUCUAUAUGAUCAUGGGUUUUCUGGGCUACAUUCGCUAUGGCGAUGAGGCGGCUGGAAGCAUUACUCUUAAUUUGCCUACGAAAGAAAUUCCGGCCCUGAUGGCAAAGUGCUUCAUCAUCGUAGCUAUUUUCUUCACGUACACGCUGCAGUUCUACGUGCCCAUGGAGAUAGUGUGGCGCAACACUAACCAACAUGUCUCACAGAAAUACCACAACAUUGCCCAGUCUAUUAUGCGAGCUGUGUUCGCUAUUCUAACUGUGAUUGCAGCAGCAACGUUGCCCCGUCUGGAACAGGUCAUCGGCCUGGAGGGAGCGUUCUUUUAUUCGUUCCUAGGCCUUAUAGCACCAUCACUGAUUGAUCUCAUAUUCUGCUGGGAGAGAGGUCUCGGAAAGUACAAUUAUAUCUUAAUUAAAGACGUAUUGCUCAUCGUAUUCGGAACAUUUGUACUGGUAACAGGUGUUAUGCAAAGUAUUAGAGAAAUUAUACGUAUUAGUGAAUAAAUUUAAUUUAUAGUAAGAAAUAUAAAAGGUAUGCCUAAAGAUCAAUAGUAAAAUACUGAUAAAGGGGUACACGCCCUACCAUCUGGUAAAAAAUGCAAUAUUUCUGAUACAACAAUAAAAUAUUAAGCAAUGUGUACAACAAAUUAGAUCGUAGAUCUUUUGUAUUUAAUAUC